GUUCACACUUAGUGUGGGACUGGAAUCGAUCAGUGAGCGGACCCUGCAGUGGAACGUUUUGCAGAGAGGCUGAGGAAUUGGGAUCUACUGGACGAUACGGACCGAUCAGCUCUUCUGACAAAAUAUGGCCAAAGAGGACAUCGGCAAUGAGAUGGCCGACCAACGAGUGGCGCCAGAGGCCCAGUCUGCCGACAACCUGUUCGAAGGAGACGAGAACCCUGAGCGAGGCAACUGGACCGGCAAGCUCGACUUCCUCCUCUCCUGUCUCGGAUAUGCCGUCGGCCUCGGAAACGUGUGGCGGUUUCCGUACCUGUGCUACAAAAACGGCGGAGGCGCCUUCCUGAUUCCCUACGUGAUCAUGCUGUUCGGCCUGGGCAUCCCGCUGUUCCUCCUGGAGCUAACCGUUGGACAGUACAGCGCCCUGGCGCCCAUCAGUCUCUUCAAAAACUACGCUCCGGCGCUCAGAGGUCUUGGCGUCGCGAUGUUCCUCGCCUCGGUGGCCGUCGGCCUUUACUACAACAUGAUCAUCGCGUGGACGGUGUACUACACGUACUCCAGCAUGACGACCGACCUGCCCUGGCAGUACUGCAACCACGACUACAACACGCCCAACUGUUUCAACUACAACGAGUACCAGCAGUGUAACAUGACUUACAACGAGUCAACGUGGUGGAUCUACAACUACGGUCACUGUAUCACCAACCGCACAGAGGCCGACAUCCUGGGCGUCAACAGUACCGUGCCCAAGGAGGACAGAGUCUCCCCCGCUGAGGAGUACUUCAACCUGCACGUUCUGGGCCUGAGUGACGGCAUCGGCGACCUCGGAGGCGUCCAGACCGGCCUGGUGGUCUCGCUGCUCAUCGCCUGGGUGGUGGUCGGCGCCGCGCUCAUCAAGGGCGUCAAGUCCUCCGGAAAGGUGGUCUACUUCACUGCGCUUUUCCCGUACCUGGUUCUCAUCAUCCUGCUGAUUCGCGGCGUAACGCUGCCCGGCGCCUCCGAGGGCAUCAAGUUCUACAUGGUGCCGGAUCUCAACAGACUCAGCGACAUCGAUGUCUGGGUGCAGGCUGCCGUUCAGAUCUUCUACUCGCUCAGUAUUGCCAGCGGAGGACUGAUCACUCUUGCCAGCUACAACAAGUUCCAUAACAAUGUCAUCAGGGACACGUUCAUUGUGUGUUUCGGCAACUGCUUCACGUCCGUGUUCGCUGGCUUCGCCAUCUUCUCCGUCCUGGGAUUCAUGGCAUCGGAGCUCGGAGUGCCCGUCUCUGAAGUCGUCAAGAGUGGAUCAGGUCUGGCGUUCGUGGCCUACCCGGAGCUGGUGACUCGUCUCCCCGUCUCCACUCUCUGGGCGCUUCUCUUCUUCCUGAUGCUCUUCACCCUCGGACUCGACUCCCAGUUCGCCAUCGUGGAGAACAUCAUCACCUGCAUCCUGGACGAGUUCCCGAAGCUGCGCCAGUGGAAGUCCUGGGUGGUCGUAGGAAUCUGCUCGACACUAUUCCUGCUCGGCAUCCCGCUCACAACUCAGGGUGGCCGCUACAUAGUCGAUCUGCUGGAUAACUACGCCGCUGGCUGGCCUUACCUCUUCAUCGGUUUGGUGGAGCUCCUGGCUAUGUACUGGAUGUACGGCGUCAGAAACUACUACCGCGACCUCACCAACAUCAUGGGCUUCAGCCCCGGCUUCCGACUGAAGGCGCACAUCACCGCCAUCUACGGCACCGUGUCUCCUCUCCUGGUCGGGUCGAUACUUCUGCUGAGCUGGAUCAACUACGAGCCGUACAAGGUGGAUGACUACACGUACCCCGGCUGGGCGAACGGCAUCGGCUGGGCCAUCGCCAUGGUCAUCAUCGCCACGGUGCCAGUCGGAUUCGUCUACAACAUCGUCUGGGAGGAGGAUGGCGGCAUCAAGGAGCGCCUGCUGAACUGCAUCCGGCCCACGGACGGCUGGUUCGAACACUCGCGAAACAUCGCCAACCGGGAGAAGACGGCCGCUGCCGAGGCUGGCAUCGACAACACCAGCAGCCUCGAAGUCACCACUCACAUGUAGACAACGUGGAGUCAGACGUCAACUUUGAGAUUAUCAAGAACCCAUGCUUGGACAACCUGCCGGCUGCUGGGAGUUCAGCUACAGCUUCUGAAGUAUUUUUUGUUCUUGCUUCUCAGCGACACGAUGAUCUCUAUGCGAUUCGGUGAACAAGCGGUACUUGUUCAUGAUUCCGCUUGUUUUCCAUGACUGUAAUGUCUGCGAGUUAGAGCUAAAAGCCAAAGUGUGGUUUGUUUGUGUCUGAAGGUACUUAUUUAUCGUAAUACCUUAUACCAGUGUCGGAUUCAGGUUUCGUGUACCUAAUUCCGCCGAAUAUCGUACGCUUUUCUUUUUUAAUGCACAGAUACAAGAGCUGCCGAGCCACGAUGUGCUAGACCAACGAUGGGAGAUCUCGGGCAUUUUUUAUUCGAAUUGGUGAGAAGGAGUACCAUGUACCUAAUUUAUACCUCCCUGACAUAUACAAGGGAGUAAGUUGUGCAGAUGUAAUGUGUGGCAACGUGCUGCACUUUUGCGGUAUUCCAUAUAUGGAAAUGAUUGUUAUGCUAUUACUGCGACUGAAAUGGGUUUAUGCGCGUACUACACAGUCUGUCCGAUGUUACAAACGGGUGCGAGAUGAGAUACCUCCUUCAGUCAGAAGUGCGAGAGAUGAUGAGUGUGUGUCUGAACUGUGUAAGUUGCAUUGUACAUGCCUGCCUCAGUGUAUAUACUUGCUUUCUACCUAUUUAAUACUUGACAGUGUUAUUGCUGCUUCAUGUUAGGUGCAUGAAAUCAAUGAAGGCGACUAUGAAGUCUGAUGACUGAUUCCUUGCGUAAUGGUUGGCCAGUAUGAGCAUUCAAGGAAAUCUGCUUUUUCAAAGUGGCGAUGUUUUUAUUAGGUCUGUUGAAAAUGAUUGAUGACCAGUGUUCCGGAGCAAUGAUCAAUAAAUGGAUUGAUUUUA
This is a messenger RNA of Amphibalanus amphitrite, 2976 nucleotides long. RefSeq names its product sodium-dependent proline transporter-like. Gene Ontology annotation, biological process: sodium ion transmembrane transport. The transcript is spliced from 12 exons. Lineage: Eukaryota; Metazoa; Arthropoda; Thecostraca; Balanomorpha; Balanidae. Bases 125 to 2041 code for a protein of 638 amino acids. Gene Ontology annotation, cellular component: membrane. The record is from RefSeq and is a predicted model, not a curated record.